Messenger RNA from Epithele typhae, 711 nucleotides. Its product is annotated as t-SNARE. The transcript is spliced from 7 exons. The coding region runs from base 1 to 711 and encodes 236 amino acids. NCBI's taxonomy places the organism in Eukaryota, Fungi, Basidiomycota, Agaricomycetes, Polyporales, Epitheliaceae. Gene Ontology annotation, cellular component: membrane. The record is from RefSeq and is a predicted model, not a curated record. Gene Ontology annotation, biological process: Golgi vesicle transport.
AUGUCCACGGACCCGUACCACGCCGUGCAGCAGGAGAUCCAGGGCUCGCUCCAGACCGCGUCGACGCUCCGCGCGUCCUUCCUCCGCAUCCGCAGCACCGCGCGCGAGGACAGCGAGGAGCUCACCUGGGCGCGGAACGAGCUCAAAGCGACACUGGCCGCGCUCGAGGCGGACCUGGAGGACCUGGAGGAGAGCGUGAAUGUCGUGGAGUCGACCGGCGCGCGGCUGUUCGGGCUGGAGGAGGCGGAGGUGAUGGAGCGGCGGCGGUACGUGGGCCACGUCCGGCGCGAGAUCGAGGACAUGAGGGCGGAGGUGGAGGGCGGCCGCCGGUCGCGGCCGACGUCGAUGUUCGGUGCGCCGAGUCCGGGCAUCCGCUCGCCCGCGCCCGAGAACGAAGACAGCCAGGCGGAGUGGGCGAGGCAGGAGCAGGAGAUGAUGAUGCGGCAGCAAGACGAGACGAUUGACACCAUUGCUGGGACGCUCAGCACGAUUCAUGAGCAGGCGGGCUUGAUGGGCCAGGAGAUCGGAGAGCAUAACGAGAUGCUCGACGACCUUGAGCGUGGCGUGAGCAAUUCUGACGCCAAGCUAACAACGGCAAUGGCGAAGAUGAAGAAGUUCAUCCGUCAGACCGAGGAAACAAAAUCGGGCUGGUGUAUAGUGAUCCUCAUCAUCAUCCUCAUGGCAUUGCUGCUCGCCGUGAUCCUUGUAUGA